GUGUAAAAUGGCGCACAGCUGUCGGUGGCGGUUCCCUGCUCGGCCCGGAGGGAGCACCAACUCGGGCACCGGGAAGAGAGCGGGCCGAAUCCGGGUCACCGCGUCCCUCCGAAAUGAUACUGGGGCUCAAACAAGUACAUUUGGGCCAAGGCCCGGUUUCGAUGCGGCGGCGCAAGUCUCCGCUGCAAUCGAGAGGAACCUGCAGAAAUUUCGGGAUGUUUUGGGGGAGUCAAGCGGCUCCAGCAGUGGGGAGGAAGAUGCCUUUCUUGGCUUCGGCACAGUCAGUGAAAGCAGAAGAAUACAGAGUCCUACAAGAACGUUAUCAGUCACGUCGUCAGCUCCCGCGACUCCAGAGAAGAAGCCGCGAGGGCGGCCGCCCAGGUCUGCCCAGAACGCACAGGGGAGGUUGGGCUCCGCUCCUACGCCAUCCUCCUCUUCUCCAUCGCCCUCCUCCGCACCUUCUUCAUCCUCUUCAUCCGCCCCCACGCCCCUUCACAGAGAUGCCAGCGCCUCCUCAGAGAAGGCCAAGCGGCCGCCAGGCCGACCUCCCGGCUCCGGGGCGACAGCGACGGGCGAGAAGAGGGGCAGGGGCAGACCGCCCGCCUCGGCCAACCACAGGAACAGCUGGCCACAGAGCGCUCAAGACGAUUCGUCAGCCAGGCUAGUGGGCGGAGUUGGCGAGAACGAGUCCACGCUAGGCCAACACAAGCACACGUCAGCAGCGUCGGAGGAUGAGCGAGAGGGGAAAGUGUGCAAGGUGCCCAAGCUGAAGAGGCUGCAGGACGUGAAGAUGAACCCGCUGAAGUCGCGUAUGAAGGCGGCCGUGGUGCGUAAGGGUCUGCCGGUGCCGGUGGUGCCCAGACGGAGACGAGGGCGGCCUCCCUCUGCAGAGAGACUCAAAGCCGAGGCUGCUGCUGCUGCUGCUGCCGCCGCCGCCGCUGCCUCUAACACGUCUCGCUCGGCCUCCAUGGCCAAACAGAACCAGAGAGGCAGAGAGGCGAUGGAUCCCACCACCACGGAGCCCCACAGCCCCCCGGCCUCGGCCAAGCUGGCCAGGCCCCUGGGUCUCCGCCAGAGCCCGCGCCACAUCAAGCCCGUGCGCAUCGUGCCGCCGUCCAAGCGCACCGACGCCACCAUCGCCAAGCAGCUGCUGCAGCGCGCCAAGAAGGGCGCCCAGAAGAAGAAGCUGCUAGAGGGGAAGGAGGGCAGCGGCGGCGGGCACGCGGGGCAGCCGGGCAUGGGAGGCAUGGUGGCGGCGGGGGGUAUGGACACGGGCGCGGGGGCAGGGGGCAUCAUCAGGCGCCGGCGUCGCACGCCGCUAAAGAACAUUCGGCAGUUCAUCAUGCCGGUGGUGAGCACGGUGUCGCGGCGCAUCAUCAAGACGCCUAAACGCUUCAUCGAGGACGAGAGCAGCUUCAGUGCCCCGCCCCCGCCCCUCAAGAUGACGCGGCUCGAGAUGGUCGCUACCAACCCCCCAGCUCCUCCUCCCGCUCCGGCUCCAGUGGCUGUUGCCCCGGUGACUGCUGCAGUGUCCCAAACAAACGCCCAAGCUUCCGGUAGCGUGGCGUCGGCAGUGGCAUCGCCUAACACGGUCUCGGCGGCGGCCAACACGUCAUCCCCGUCCUCCACCGCUUCAGUAUCGGUCACCCCAAACUCCAGCGCACCCAUCGCGGACAACAUCCUCCCACCCCCUCCUUCCUCGGCACCUGUCGUCCCCAUCGCUGGUGGCGUUGGUGGUGGUGGCACUGGCACUGGUGGCAACAUUGCCACCAACAGCCUCCUGAACAAUGCGGUGUCGUCGCUGGCGGCGGUGGCAGCUAACAACAGCAGCGCUAGCAACGGCACUCCAGGAGGUGUUGCCGGUCGCUUUGUCGGCGUCAGCGCACCCUCGUGCGGCUCAGUGUCACAACACUCCUCACAGCUCUCCUCAGCGGAGUCAUCGCGAUCCAGCAGCCCCAGCCUGGAUGACUCCUCCUGCGACUCUCAGGCGUCCGAGGGUACCCAAGCACUCUCCGAAGAGCAUGACCAGUCUCCUGACCAGUCGCCCGACCAAUCACCUUCCUCGCAGGGCGAACGAGAAGAGGAAGAGGAGGAGGAAGAAGAAGAAGAGGAGGAGGAGGAGGAAGAGGAAGAAGAGGUGGACGAUGUGGCUCCGCCCUCAGAACACGAGCACGAACACACACACCCUCGCGCUCACACACACGUGGGGUUGCUGGAGCGGGGCAGGAGAGGGAGGAGAGGUGGUCAGGGGGUCGGGAGGACGGCAGCCGGCCUGGUGAACAGAGGCAGGAGCGGGCUACUGGGCCCCAGGAAGAAGACCAUCAUAAGCCCAGCCACUGGCAUCCUCAUGUCUUCAUCGCAGGUCAGUGCGGCGCACCAGGCUGCAUCCUCCGCAUCGGUCCCUUCCGGCUCCUCUCCACCUCCCUCGGGACAGCACCCGCAGUCGGGUGGCUCCUCGGACUCCCACCACCCCCACGCCCCGCCCUGGAUCAUGCCCCCGCGCGGCAUCCCCCAGUUCCUCCAGGGACCCCCACCGCCACCCCCGCCCUCCGGGCUUCACCCCGGGUCAUCUUCGGCGGCCCACGACAAACACCGGCGCUCCAUCCUGCGAGAGCCCACCUUCCGCUGGUCCUCGGUGCCCUCGCUGCACAAGCCCGAGUGCUUCUCCUCGGCCAAGUACGCCAAGGAGGGCCUCAUCCGCAAGCCCAUCUUCGACAACUUUCGGCCGCCGCCCCUGACGGCAGCGGACGUGGGCCUGGCGAGAGGGCGCGUAUCUGGGAGGGAUGGUGGCGGCGGUGGUGGUGGUGGUGGUAGUGGUGGUGGUGGUGGUGGUGGAGGAGGAGGAGCACCUCCAUCUGGGUUCACUGGUUCUGCUUCUUCCAGUGGGGGUGGUGGAGGCGGUUCUGGUGGAGGUUCUUCCGGCUCGAGCGGUCGGCUGUUCUCUCCGCUGCACCAUCACCACCACCACUCUUCCUCCUCCGCCACCUCCUCGUCCUCCUCUGCCGCGGUGGCUGCGUCUCGUUUCGAGGGCUCGUCCUUCCAGAAGAGGAGUCCGCUGCUCCGCGCCCCGCGCUUCACCCCCAGCGAAGCCCACUCGCGCAUCUUUGAGUCGGUUACCCUGCCCACGUCGGCAGGCAGCAGCCCCGGUUCCCUCUCCCCGCUGCAGGGCUCCUCGCCCACGGGCAGGAGUAUGCGUCAGCGCAAGACCAAGCGGACGUUCUCAGCAGGAGGGGGUGGAGGGGCUCCUUCGGUUCCGGCUGGAGGAGGAGGAGGAGGGCGGCCGCACUCCAUGACCCGCAGGAGCAGGGUGCCAGCCGCUUCCGUGUCCUCAUCGUCAUCGUCGGGGAACAACUCGGCGCCCCUGUCGCUCGCUCCAAGUGCCUUAACCCCACCCUCUUUCGGCACUUUGUCCCCUGGCACCACAGCGCUGGCGGACGGACGCAAGGCCAACUCCACCUCCGCCACUGCGCUGGGCAACUCUGGAGCGUCGGCAGGAGCUCCCUCCUCGUCCUCCUCGUCCUCCUCCCCGUCGCAUCUCUUCCCCCUCUUCAGCUCUGGCCCUCACGGCUUGGGCACAGGCGGGGGCGGGGGAGGGGGCAAGGCGUCGGGUCGAGAGAGGAACCUGUCCGCCGAGCGCGAGUCGGAGAGGAGCCGAGCGGGAGGCGAGCGGGAGAAGGAGAACAAGAGGGAGGGCAGGAAGGAGAGGGAGGCGCGCAAGGAGGCCAGGGCCAAAGAGGCCUCGUCUCAGGCCCACGCACACCCAGCGCUCCCCGGCCUGUUUGGCAGCAGCGCGGACGCCAAGGACUCGACCACCAGCCAAGCGGCCACGCUGGCCCACCGCAAAACUCCCGGCAGGAAGAAAUCCGUCUCCGCUACCGACGCCGAGGCUUCGCCGGCGGAUGGGAACGUCGGGAAUGCCGCCGCCCUCUCGUCCAACGGACGGCCUUCCAAGAAGGACCGACCGCCCGACUGGGACCCGGACGCCGGGGAGAGGGAGGAGCGGGAGAGGUCCGGUACGGUACCGGUGUCGGUUCUGGGGAGGACGUCCAGCACGGCCCCCACGGUGGGCUCUGUUGUUCUGGCCCUCGUGGAGAAGCAGCCAGUGGGGGAUAAGCACCUGGACGGCCUGCUGAAGAAGGCCAAGGCCCAACUGGAUAACAUCAAGUCACUCAAGCCCUUAGAGCAGCCCAAAGUGCAGAGUCAGGAGAGCGACUCCUCGGAGACGUCUGUGCGUGGCCCGCGCAUCAAGCAUGUGUGCCGGCGUGCCGCGGUGGCUCUGGGACGGAACCGGGCCGUGUUCCCAGACGACAUGCCCACCCUCAGUGCCUUGCCCUGGGAAGAGAGGGAGAAGAUCCUGUCUUCCAUGGGGAACGAUGACAAGUCAUCGGUGGCAGGCUCGGAGGAAGCCGAUCCGCAGAGCCCUCCCCUGAAGCCGGUGACGCGCCAGAAGCCGGCCCACGAGGCGGCAGCCCUGCCCAAGAAGGGUCGCAGGUCGCGACGGUGUGGGCAGUGUCCUGGCUGCCAGGUGCCCGAGGACUGCGGCAUAUGUACCAACUGCCUGGACAAGCCCAAGUUUGGCGGCCGCAACAUCAAGAAGCAGUGCUGCAAAGUGAGAAAGUGCCAGAACUUGCAAUGGAUGCCUUCAAAAAUGUUCAUACAGAAACAAGUGAAAGGUAAAAAGGACAAAAAGAAGAACCGAUUGACAGAAAAAAAGGAGUCACAUGACUCUGUGAGCACGGCGUCUUUAGAAGGGCGGCCGGCAGUGAAAGAGGGGCCCGUUUCCCAGAGGAGGAGUGACCUGCUCCCUUCUUCCAAACUCCAUGGAGACGACAAGCAGAAGCAGCAGCAGCAGCAGCAUUCUCACCAACAGGACGACGAUGAUGACGACGAGUCUUCAGUUACCGCGGAGAUGAGUCCUCUCCAUGAUGACCCCUCGUCGCCCCUCUCCACCCCUUCCACCCCGUCGCCCGAGGAACACAAGCUGCCCCCCACCACCACAGCACCCGCCAGCGCCCCCGCGAGAAAAGAACGAAAACUGCAGCAUCAGAGUGCCACACCGUCUCCUUCAUCCAGUCACAGAGACCCGUCGUCCUCGCCAGCCACCCCGCUGCAGUCCCCCGCCCAGACGCCCCCCCAGAGGUCCCCACAGAACCCCCCCAUGAAGAAGGAGGCGCUGGGAGCCACCAAGCCCCCCUCGGACGGCAAGAAGAGGACACCACUCCCCUCACAGCCGUCUACUCCAGACACAGGUCCCGACUUAAAACACUCGAAGAAGAUCGCCGCACGAUGUGCUCCGGCACCCAAACCUAAAACCAAGCAGGAGAAACAGCAGCAACAGCAUCAGCAGCAACAGCAGCCAUUAACCACCAAACCCGACGCCGGUACUUUAAACUCCCUGAGCACUCCCUCGACUGGGGUCCCGACCAAUCAGCAGCCAGAACAACAGGAACAGCAGCAGCAGCAGGAGAUAGCGCCCUGCGACGGAGUGCAACGUAUCAGAGUGGAUUUGAAGGAGAGCCAUCGUAGCGUGGAGAGCGUGUGGGAGAUGGGGGGGCUGAGCGUGCUGACGUCGGCCCCCGUCACGCCGAGACUGCUCCUCUGCUUCCUCUGCGCCAGCAGCGGGAACGUGGAGUUUGUCUUCUGCCAGGUGUGUUGUGAGCCGUUCCACCUGUUCUGUUUGGGGGAGGCGGAGCGCCCUCUUCAGGAGCAGCUGGAGAACUGGUGCUGCCGGAGGUGCCGCCACUGCCACGUCUGCGGACACACACACCCAAACACCAAACAGCUGCUAGAGUGUGACAAAUGCCGCAACAGUUAUCACCCCGAAUGCCUGGCCCCCAAUCACCCCAGGAGGAGGAAGAGGAGGGUCUGGAUUUGCACUAAGUGUGUCCGCUGCCAGAGCUGCGGGGCCACCAAGCCAGGGAAGGCCUUGGACGCCCGGUGGUCACAUGACUUCUCCCUGUGUCACGACUGUGCCAAACUGCUCGCUAAAGGGAAUUCCUGCCCCGUGUGUGACAAGGCUUACGAGGAGGAGGAGGAGGACGCUGAGGUCCAGAUGAUGAAGUGCACACGCUGUAGCCGCUGGGUGCAUGCCAAAUGCGAGAGCCUCACAGAUGAGAUGUAUGAGAUGCUGUGUGGCCUACCGGUGGCGUACGCCUGCUCAAAGUGCACGUGCUCCGACAAGCAGCCAGCCGAGUGGCGCGCGGCCCUGAAGAACGCCCUCCAGAGCUCCGUACAUCAGGUCCUCACCACCCUGCUCAACUCACGCACCGCCACCCACCUGCACCGCUACAGACAGCCGGUGACAAAGCCCCCGGAACUGAACCCGGAGAUGGAGGAGAGCCUGCCUUCCCGUCGCUCCCCUGAGGGCCCCGACCCUCCAGUCCUGACCGAGGUGCCCCCCCACGCAGACUCACCCGCAGACCUGGAGGCCAUCAAGAAGAAGAUGGAUCUGGGCCGCUACAGAUCAGUGCUGGAGUUCAGCGAUGAUGUGGUGAAGAUCAUCCAGUCGGCGCUGAAUGCAGACAAAGGGAAGCCAGAGAUCAGGAAAGCCAACAGCAUGGCCAAGGCCUUGUUCAUACGGCAAAUGGAGCGUGUGUUCCCCUGGUUCAAGGUGAAGGAGUCCCGGUUCUGGGAGACACAGAAAGGCUCCAACAGUGGGUUUCUUCCCAAUGCAGUGCUUCCCCCCUUCCUGGAUCACAACUAUGCCCAGUGGCAGGACCGCAUGGAGCAGAGCAGCGCGGGGCACCCGCCCCUGGUCAAGAUCAUCCCUGCCCCAGCCCCCACCACCACCCAAACCCACAAGCCCCCAGGGGAGCCGGACUCCCCUGCCACCCCUCCCUCACAGCCCCCCACUGUCACCCACGAACUUGUUCCUGUGGACAGUCCUGAAUCCAGUCCCCCUCCUGGUGAGAAGGACAGCCGGCUGUGUGUGCUCUGUCUGAAGUAUGGAGACGAAAAGACCAACGAGGGUGGCCGGCUCCUGUACAUCGGCCAGAAUGAGUGGACACAUGUGAACUGUGCCCUGUGGUCAGCGGAGGUGUUUGAGGAUGAGGAGGGCUCGCUGAAGAACGUGCACAUGGCAGUCAUACGAGGAAAACAGCUGCGGUGUGAGAGCUGCCAGAGACCCGGGGCCACCGUGGGCUGCUGCCUGUCGAGCUGCAACAGCCACUUCCACUUCAUGUGCGCACGGCAACGCCGCUGCGUAUUUCUGGAGGACAGGAAGGUCUACUGCCACAGGCACAAGGACCUCAUCAAGGGCGAGGUGAUAUCCGACUCUGGGUUUGAGGUGACGCGCAGAAUCCUGGUGGACUUUGAGGGCGUUGGCCUGCGGCGGAAAUUCAUUAACGGGCUGCCCCCCAACAACGUGCACAUCAUGAUAGGUUCAAUGACCAUAGAUUGUCUGGGAAUGCUGAAUGACCUGUCGGAUUGUGAGAGGAAUCUCUUCCCUGUUGGAUACCAAUGCUCAAGAGUUUACUGGAGUACCAGUGAUGCUCGUAAGCAGUGUGUUUACACGUGCAGGAUUCUUGUCUGCCGCCCUCCAGUGGCAGAACAGCUCAUUGACAGCAAAGCUCCUUGUGAGGAGAACUUCACCAUUGCCCACAGUCCCCCCAUAUUCCCAGACAUGGAGACAGAAUCCCAUCAGAAUUCAGCAAAGCACUCCUCUGGCAAACCCAGCACGACCGCAGCUUCCAGACCAAAGAUGCUCUUCCGUAACAGGCACCCCAGCUACCCGCCGUGCCAGAGGUCUCCCGUCUCCAGGCCACUUCCAUCUCCAGGAGUCCUCAUGAGCUCAGCACACGAGAUAGUGACGGUGGGUGACCCUCUGCUGAGGUCCAGCCUGGGCAGGAUUGUAUCCCGACGACACAGCACUUCCUCCCUCUCGUCGCCCCAGUCGCCCAGAAACAGCACCCCUUCCGCUCCCUCUCCUGCGUCGCAGGGAAGCAGCAGCGGUGGCAGCAGUAACAUGCUCGCUCAGCAGCCACAGCAACAGCAGCAAAGCACAGUGUCUUUCAGCUCUUCCAUUUCUGCACCCUCAUCACUCUCUUCCCACGCGUCAUCCUGGGAACGGGACCGCGCUCCCGCACACUCCAGGGACAUGAGGGACAGGAGCAGGUCCUUUGGUUGCGCGAGAACUCAGCUCAACUGUCAAGGUAGUAAAGCGUCCAGCCCCAGUCCCCAGCAGCAGCAGCAGCAGCAGCAAAGACAGGGGUCGGUGGUUGCCGCUGAAACGUGUGACACAAAGCAGCUGCAGCCACAGCCUGAAAGUGAGGCAGCGCUGCAUUCGUCCACUCCGCCGACGGCAGGCAUGAAGCAGGUGUCUCCGCCCAUGGGCACGGCGGUCCUCACCGGCCACCAACGGACCAACAACAGCGGCGGCCCCAACAGUGAGAAAGGAAAAGCGGGAAUGAAGGACAGCGAUCUUCCGGCUGAGUCCACGCUCCUUUCCUGCCAGCACCAGGCUGCUCUCCCGAAAGACGGAGUAGGGGGAGGAGGAAACCCCGUUCCGGAAGGCACUCCGGUGGCCAAGGACACGGGGACGCCGGGGUCUCCAAAGCAGCCUCCGUUCCACAAGAGCGGGGGAGGGGGGAGGAAGUCCCACGACUACGUGCCGGGGCCCGCUCCAGCGGCUGCCAUGAAGCCCCGCAGGUCCUCCGGAGCUACGGUGGGGGAGGAGGACAUCAAGCGCGGCUCUCAGGCCACGCCGGCCGUCACGGCCACCUACCGGCCGUCCACUACCAAAGAGACGUGCUCCAAAAUGGGAUUCGGAAGCGGAAGCAUCGAGGCGACGAAGGAGAGGGAGAAAAGCUCUAAGAAGAUCAAGGGCCCCCUCUUACUUCACAAGAAGGAGAGCGACGGCGUCAAAACGCCGCUCAGUCAAGACCAAAACUUCCAAAAUAGUAACAGCAAAUCUGCAGUGCACAGCAGCAGCAAUGCCAAAGCGUCUGGGACUGGGAAUGCAGUUGACAAGCACGACAGUCAGGCAGGAGGAGGAAACAGAGCGCUGAAGUCCAGGGAGAGGUACAGCAGCUGCAGCACAGAGAACAAGAACAGCUCCAGCAGUCUGGAGGAGGCGCAGUCAGACACCGGCUCCGAGAGGAGCUUGAGGCCAGCGUCCCACAAUCAAACCAAAGGCACCAAGGAGCUGAUCAGCAAAAGGGAAAAGAAGCCCAUCGCAAAAGCCACGGUAAUGUCUCCCAAAACAGACCCCAAUGGGACCAAAGUGAUCAGCCCGAGUUCCGAUUUGAACCUGUCGUUGUCGCCGGUCACGCCGAUCAGCCACGGCCCUCACAGGAGAUCGUCCGCCUGCGCCGCUCUGUUCUCGUCCCCGUCCGCCAGCUCGGAGAGCUCCGAGUCGGAGAGCCACAUGCACCCCGAGGACAGCGAGGAGCAUCUGCGCGAGGGAGAGGGGACCGAGGACGGAGAAGACCAAUCCAUGGAGGAGGAUGGAAGCAUCGACAAGCACACUGAGGAGGAUAGCGACGGGUCCGGGUCAGCCAAGCGGCGGUACCCGCGUCGCAGCACGCGCGCCCGAGCCAACAUGAUCUUUGGCCUCACGCCUUUCUAUGGCGUGCGCUCCUACGGAGAGGAAGACCUCAACUUCUACGGCGGCGGCGAUGUGAUCGGGAAGAAGAGGUCCGGCAUGAGCAAGCGAUCCGCCGAGGGCCAAGUGGACGGCGCGGACGACAUGAGCACCUCGCUAUCGGAGGACAGCGGUGAUGACGACGAGGGCGGGCUGGGCCAGUGUCCCAACAAAGACUCGUACUACUACAACUUCACACGCACCAUCAUCAACCCUAGCGUACAGCUGCACCCCGCUAGAUUUCUGAUCCAAAACGAGGGGGAGGAGGAGGAGGAGGAGGAGGAGGGGAGGUCGGACCACAUGGAGGAACCUGGAGCCAUACCCAUAAGCCUCGGCCGCCCCCAGAUCGGGCAGCUGGACGGCGUGGACGAUGGAUCGGAGAGCGAUGCCAGCGUGAGCACCACCAGCACCACCACCACCACCACCGCCACCACGUCCACUACCCACAAGGCAUCUGGGAAACGGAAGAGCCGGGCAGAGAAAAUGGCCGCCAACUCCAGCAAAGAGUCUGAUGGUGGUGGUGGUGCUGCUGCUGGUGGUGGCGGAAGUGGAAAUGGCAGCAGUGGUGGUGGCGGGGGUAGUAGUGGAGGCAGAGAGACCCGCAAGAGCCAGAAGGAGUCUUGUCUCUCUCUGGGUGGCGUGAAGGCUCAGGGCCAAGACCCCCUGGAGGCGCAGCUGUCCCUAACGACAGACCUGCUCAAGUCCGACUCGGACAACAACUACAGUGACGACUGCGGCAACAUCCUGCCGUCGGACAUAAUGGACUUUGUGCUCAACACGCCGUCGAUGCAGGCCCUGGGUCAGCAGCCCGAGGCGUCGUCCCCAGAGCUUCUGCUCAGCGACGGCUACGGGGUGGACGUCAACCGGCGCAAAGACAUCCUGUUCGGCGACUUCCCCCAGCCCCUGCCUACAGCCGAGCCUGUGGAGAGUGGCGUCACCUCCACCAUCUCCGUCGAGGAGUCCUACAGCCUCCAGCUCGGGCUUCCGUCGGAUCUCUCCGUGCUGACAACGCGCAGCCCUUCCGUCAGCAACCAGAACCACAGCACCCUCGUCCCGGAGACCUCCGGCGAGAGCACCAUGCUGUCGUUGGCUACUGAUGAACCUGAGGAGAAAGCCGGAGACAAAGCGGAGGUCAGGACGAGUCCAGCGAGCGAGGAAGGUGGCGGCGGAGGGGGAGAUUCACAACAGGGAAAUGACGACCCGUUGACGCCCAAGCAUUUCAUAUCCAGCAUGGAGAGCGACGCCAUCUCCGGCCAGGUCAGUCAGGCGAUGGAGACGGACAACCAGGAUGUGGCCCGAUCCUCCGGCACACCAGGCUUGCCAAGCUCGCCAACCCUGUCCCUGCAAGGCCAGAAGUACAUCCCAGUUACGGCUGUGAGCCCUGGUCCCACUCCGGUCGCUAGCACUGCUGUCCAGACGCCUUCUGCACAUCUCAAACCCGCUGCUGCGCCCGAGAAACUGAUUGUGGUCAACCAGCGGAUGCAGCCGCUGUACGUUCUCCAGACGCUGCACAACGGGGUGACGCAGAAGCUCCAAAUAGCGCCCUCUGUGGGCGCCACGGGGGUAAUGACCACCAGUCCUUCCGUGCUGAGCCCCAUGACCAUCAACACCACUCAGCCCAUAUUCCCUGUGGGGGGCAAAGGCAUCCUCCCCAUGUCCCACCACCCUCAGAUCCACACCAUCACCACCACCAACACCACCCAGGCCAGCUUCCAGCCCGUCAUCCCCAACACCACUUCGGGCCUCCUCAUCGGCAUCCCAUCUCACGACCAGUCGCAGCAGAUUAUCGUGUCGGAGGCCGGGCACAGGACGGACCUGGCGACCACGGUGGCUAUGGUGACCAGCAGUGCGCCGUCCCUGUCACCGUCCCCGUCGUCCGUGCUGUCGUCUGGUCACGGCAAGAAGCGGGCGAUCACGCGGCUGCCGCGCAAGAACAAAAAGCUCCCGCGCUCGCGCACACAGCCUCCUCCGUUGGCACCGUCGGAAGUCACGCCAAACAUGACGCUCAUCAACCUGUCGGCGCCACAGAUCACGGCGGGCAUCUCCACGCAGUCUGGGCUGGUCGAACUAGGCACGCUCACGACAGCUGCAGCCACCACGUCCCACCGCAAGAUCCCCAACAUCAUCAAACGGCCGAAACCGGGCGUCAUGCUGGUGCCCCAGCCGGUGCCCAUCACAUCCAGCGGCCAGCCGGGUAUACUGGGCCAGGACACUGCCCACCUCUUGCCAUGCACGGUAUCCGGUCUCAACCCAAACCAGCAGGUGCUGAAUGUUGUCUCUGUAGCACCCAGCGGAGCCGGCAACAUCCUUGGCGCCAGUUCGGUGUCUCUCAGCACGCCAGGGCUGCUCAGCUCGGCGGAGAUUGCUGGCUCGUUCAGCAACCUGCUCUUCAAGGCUGCUCCCCACAACCUCACCAUCCCUGAGCAGCAGAUGGUCCUCCACCCUGGAGGCCCCAUGGUCUCGCAGCUCACCCACCCUGUACAGACCUCCAUCGCCAGCAGCAUCUGCGUUCUUCCACCACAGCAGACGCUCACCAUGUCCGUCAGCAAGCAAGUGGACCAAGAUGGCGGCUUGCACAGGCAGACGGUGGGCAGGGUCAUCACAGACAAACCACCACAUGCACUUGAUCAGAGCGGCACCGCCAUCGCAGGAUCUGUUGGCCAAGCCACAGGGUUGAUGGCCCAGGGCUCGUGGACGACCCCCAUCACGCUCCAGGCUAACCAGCAUCACGUGUUCAAGUCCACCACCAACCCCACCACAGGGGCACCAGCGUCUACGGCAAGCGGCAAGGGAAAGCAGAAGGCCAAAAGGGCUCGGCCGACUCCCGAGAAGGCCAGUGGGAAGAAGGCCAAGGGUUCGCUGGCAGAGUCUCCACUUCAGAACCAGUUGCCAUCAUCAUCACCAUCAGGGACUAAGCAGACAGUCAAUCCUGAGCCAAUGGACACAGGGAAACCGGUGGAAAAAGAUCCAAGCAAGAGUGACGCUCCCAUGACGACCAAAGCAUCCCUUAUCAACCAGGUGUCAAUAGAACUGUGUGAUGAGGACUCCAAAGCCACAUGUUCAUCCACUCCAACCAGGAGAAAGGGUUCUGGCACGGCACCUGUCGCCUCUCCAGAGCAGGAGGACGAGAAGGGGUGCAAGGAGGACUUCAUCGCAGAUUGCAAGCCCAAGAAAGGCCUCAUCUUUGAAAUCUCCAGCGACGAUGGCUUUCACAUCCGCUGCGAGAGCAUUGAAGAGGCCUGGAAGUCUCUGACGGACAAAGUCAAGGAGGCACGUUCAAACGCCAAACUUAAAGAGCUGUCAUUUGAGGGCGUGAGUGGUGUGCGUAUGCUGGGCGUGCUGCACCAUGCGGUGGUCUUUCUGCUGGAGCAGCUGUACGGGGCCCGGCAGUGCCGCAACUACCGCUUCCGCUUCCACCGGCCGCAGGAGCCCCAGGAGCCCCCCAUCAACCCACACGGCUCCGCACGCGUAGAGCUGCACCAGAGGAGGUCUGUGUUUGACAUCUUCAGCUUCCUGGCCUCUAGGCAUCGUCAGCCUCCAGAGUACCGGCCUCAGGACGAGGAGCAGGAGGAUGAGACACAGGCGAAGAGCAAGUCCGCACGCCGUGCCCUCAGCAUGGAGCUGCCCAUGCCUCUGAGGCUGCAGCACCUGCAGAAGACGUCCAGAGAGACAGUGGGCGUUUUCAGGUCAGUCAUUCACGGCCGAGGGCUGUUCUGCAAGAGAAAUAUAGAUGCGGGAGAGAUGAUCAUCGAGUACUCUGGCAACGUGGUCCGAUCUGUCCUCACUGACAAACGGGAGAAGUAUUACGACGAGAAGGGCAUUGGGUGUUAUAUGUUCCGUAUCGAUGAGUUCGAGGUGGUGGACGCCACCAUGCACGGCAAUGCGGCGCGCUUUAUCAACCACUCCUGCGAGCCCAACUGCUACUCGCGCCUCCUCCUCGUCGACGCCCACAAACACAUCGUCAUCUUCGCCCUGCGCAAGAUCCACCGCGGCGAGGAGCUUACCUACGACUACAAAUUCCCCAUCGAGGAGGCGGGGAAUAAGCUACCCUGCAACUGCGGAGCCAAAAAGUGCCGAAAGUUCCUGAACUAAAAGUUAAAAAGUUAGUUCCUGAACUGUUUAAAAAAGUCGUCUCUCUGCGGCGUUCCAGUGCACUUGUUUUUUGUUUUUUGGGGUUUUCUUUGUUGUUGUUGAAGGUGACGACGGCACGUUUUUUGUGAUGGUAGUCCAUCGCCACCCCUUUGCAGUUCUGCUCUUGUGGAGUAUUGUGUGUGUGGAGCUGCAGAGGCCUGGAAAGGUAGCAUGCGUUGAAAUAGGCUUCUGUGAUUGGCCAGAGCUGUUACAUGUGCUUGUGAUCUCCACGAGGAUGACAUUACUGUGCCUCUUAUGGUUUUUUGUUCAACUUUUUUUCGUUCAACAUUGACUCUUUUUGUUGUUGUUGCUCAGUGUCAUAAACGGAGAGCGAUUCACAUGAGGAAUUUCAGGCCUUCAGAAACAUUCUUUUUUUGUUUUGUUUUGUUUUGUUUUUGUUUUCUUUUAAAGUGAGGUUGAUCGUUUUCUUAAUGCUGGAAAAAAGGUAGUGCCCCAGACAUUUUUUGUAUAUGGCAUCCCCAUACAUUGGAAAUCUGUACAUCACCACUUUUACCUUAAUUUUUGUAGGAUAAUGGCCUGCAAGGUACUGUAUUGUUUGAUACCGCUCCACCCCAUCCACCCCUGCUUCCAGAAUGUGAUGGAUCUCUUCAAGCAAGAAAAGCCACGUCGGUAGAUCCAUUUUACACCAAAGUGCAAUUCUUUUGGGGGAGGGGUUUAAAAAUGAUGACAACAAACAAACAAAAAAGAUUAACAACCUAAAUCGACAAAAAAAGAUCAAUGAAAGCCCUUAUUGUUAGUAUGUGUUUUGGUUUCCAGGCAUGGCAUUCUUCAUUCUCCAUCACUGAAUGUAUACAGAAACCUUCAGAUGGCAGUAGUCAUUCUUAACAGAGGCGUGUAUGGCCUGUCUGUCCGUGUUAAAAAAGAGACACUGUAAAUACUCUUGGCCAUUGUCUGUCGCCUUGCUAGAGAUGGCUAUAGAGACUGCUUUCAUCAGCUGGUGACUUUAUUUAAGGAGACAAGACCAGAGGACGUUGAUUGCAGACAGAUUUCUACAGGCACUUCUGUGGGCGUUCCAUGUGAAUGUGUUGUUUCUAAAGAGUAACUUGGUCUGGAGUAGGGAGAGCAGACUGACAGCUGAUUGGCUAGGCUGAGAUCCUGACCGCUGAUUGGCUAGGCUGAGAUCCUGGUGGACUGGCAGCCAUGCAAUACGGAGGAGGAGGAAGUGUGUUUAGUUUAGUGUGACGGAGGAUGUUAGUGUUGGAUUAGUGUUGAUAUUGGGAGUUGUGAUCCAGGGAGAGCUGGUCUGUCAGAUGGCUAUUCAGAGUUGAUCGCUAUGAGGUCAAACUAUAGCAGAGCCAGCCUUUAUUCUUCAAAAAGCAAGAGUUAGAGAAAAGAAAAGUGUGUGCAUGUAACGGCACGAUGACUGGAUUCAAAAGGAAAAUCAUUGACUUGAGCCGCGCAAACACGAUGCAUUGAUGAUAUAUUUUUUUCCUGCUUGUUUUAGACCAAUACGAGAAAAUUCCUCCUGUUGCUGCUUUUAAUAAUUAACGUUGGCAAUUGAGUAUGAGAAAAAACGACGUCUGCUUUGCGUUGGAAGUUUUAUCUUUUUACGAUAUCAGGCGUUUUCUUUUAAUAUGUAAAUAAUAUGUAUAUUUUUAUAUACGAACGACUGAAAAGCACUCACUAGUGAAUAGCACCUAAUGACGGUAUUUAUAUUUUUAAUAAAACAUUGUAUUUAUUUUAACAACAUAUUUGUAGGAAAUAAGAGGUUUACAAACACUAAUGCUUGGUCUGAUAUUUGUAGAGCUGCCUUUUUUCCACUUCUUUUCUCUUUUCUCCUCUUUUUUCUUAUUUUUGUUUUUAAGGCUUCAGACUGAAGCAGUUGUAACCCCGAGCGCAGUCCACCAGUAGCUCUGUUUUGCCACUCUUUAAAGGUGCACCGUGUAACAUUUUAGCAGUUUCUUAGAAUUCAUGCUGUCCAUUCACAGAUUUUACCUUUUUCACAAAUAUUUCCAGAACUAUUUGAAUUUCCAGAAAUAGACAUUUUUAGCUGCAACACUUGCUGUACUUUGGUCAUAUUAGUAAAUAUUUGUUCAUUAUUUCAACGGGCAGCAUAAUUGCAAUACCUACUCUAGCCACCAUCCUACACAGUGCACCUUUAAGCAAGCAUCCUUUUGUAUUCGUAUUGGAGUGACCACUUGUAGCGCAGGUGAGAUGUUAAGGGUCGGGGAGGCAAUACAUGCUGAAGUAUUGUCUUCCUUUGCCAGCCCCCUUUCGCCAAUCCCCAUUCAGAGUAUUUGGUCUCGUAUCGACUAUUUUCCUAGGCAUUUGUGCAUAGUUUUAUCUUUGCUCUCUCUUCUCUCUCGCAAGUUGAAUCAUGCUCGAUCGUAUAUUUUUUAAAAGAAACCCAAGACAAUAUCUGAAAGAUUUCCAAAGGUUUGAAGAAGCUUAAUUGCCCCAGUGUUCUGUGUAUUUUUUUAUCACUGAGAAUUAUUUUCGUAAAAACUAAGUGUUUAAAAAAAAAAACCCUAGUCUGAGGAAUCGAGCCAAGUUCAAAUUCAGCAAGGUUUUCAUGAAGCCAUCCUCUUGUUCCAGAGGGGCAGAGGGCUUCACAACUCCCCAGACACCCCUGCAGCCAUGCCUCUCACACGCACUCUCACAAGUCAUUCUACUUUGGGAGUCGAUUAGAUCGUUGCUUUAUUUAUCCAGGUUUUCCAACACAUAGGGUAGAGUUUCAAGUGCACCAGAUGCAAGAUAUCCCAUUCGAAAAUGCUCUUUGUUGGUCCUCAUUUGGUAGGAGUAAGGUGCCUUAUCAGACGUUAAAAUAUUUAAGCUUAAGACGGCUUCACGAAUGAUCUGAGGCCUCAGGAGCAAAUGGUCCGCCGCCAUCACCACCACUUACAGCUGUACAUGGCAAACAUGGCUUUACGGCUCCGAGCGGCGUACCUUCUCAUUUUUACCAUGCAAACGGCCUUAACAUUGACAUUAGAGAGGAAGGUGGUGUGUGUUUUAGAGGGGAAGACGGUGUAUGUUUUAACAAGGCACCUGUUUGGCUGGAUUUUUGUCAUAUUUCUUCUAGAUCAGUGGUCCUUUAAUUGACGUCGCCACGUGUUGACCCUCUUAUUUCCUAAGGUUAAUUAAGUCAACAGGCCAAAAAAGUGUUUUCUUUCUGUUUUUCCUUUUUCUUUUCUUGUGGCUGUGAAGAGAGGACUUGGGUAGUAUUCCAAGAACAUGGUCAAGUGAUAAACCUGGUUAAGUCAACCUACAGGAAGUGGUAAACCUGCUAAUAGAUGGCCCACAGAUGCCAUUUAGCUCAGAAAAUGAGCACUCCUGGCUCUUCUAUUAGGUGAUUUACCACUACCUCAAGGUUAAUUUGAGCAGGAUUACGACUAGGCCAGGUUUCUUGGAAUGCUCCAUUGGUUCUAGAGCAAUUGAUGAUUGAAUUCAUGAUUGAUGAUUUCUAGAAGACUAUGGGUACUAUGCAUAUCUUUCUGAACAUAAAAAUCUUUAGAUUCCUGCUGUAUGCAACUCUGGCUUGAAUUACUUUUUUGAGAGACAGACCGCUUAGGCCAGUAUUUGUUAUUCAUACUCUGAAUGUUUAUUUUUGUUUGUUUGUUUACCUUUGGUUGGUUGUUUGCAUUAGUUCCGCUGCUGUCUUAACAGCAUGUAUACACAAGGCAGUCGUGCCCUGACUCAACCAACUCUUUGGCGGGUCAGUGAAAAACCGUAAUUAACCGUAAUUUACCAACACAUUCUUAGGGGUUGUGAGGA
Molecule: messenger RNA, 17443 nt
Organism: Engraulis encrasicolus (European anchovy)
Lineage: Eukaryota; Metazoa; Chordata; Actinopteri; Clupeiformes; Engraulidae
Gene: kmt2a
Product: lysine (K)-specific methyltransferase 2A
Exons: 37
Coding region: 8-13672 (4554 amino acids)
Biological process (GO): positive regulation of DNA-templated transcription
Cellular component (GO): histone methyltransferase complex; nucleus
Molecular function (GO): histone H3K4 methyltransferase activity; protein binding; zinc ion binding
Source: RefSeq, a predicted model, not a curated record